This is a messenger RNA of Thalassophryne amazonica, 1624 nucleotides long. It is a transcript of the gene mkxa, whose product is annotated as mohawk homeobox a. The record is from RefSeq and is a predicted model, not a curated record. Gene Ontology annotation, cellular component: nucleus. Bases 265 to 1395 code for a protein of 376 amino acids. Gene Ontology annotation, biological process: muscle organ development; regulation of transcription by RNA polymerase II; cell development. The transcript has 7 exons. Lineage: Eukaryota; Metazoa; Chordata; Actinopteri; Batrachoidiformes; Batrachoididae. Gene Ontology annotation, molecular function: RNA polymerase II cis-regulatory region sequence-specific DNA binding; DNA-binding transcription factor activity, RNA polymerase II-specific.
GGCUGCGCGUCAGAAACAUGAGAAGGGUGAAGCAUUCAGAGUCCCGGGCAGCGCUUCGCAGGUCGCCGGAUAAAAUGCAGGAGGAGACGGCGGUCCGUGCGGUUUGAGCUCUGGAUCUCAGGACGGGAACAUGUGAGCGGGGAAUGGGCUACUGCAGACGGGAUUAUUUUCUGCACAACCCAGAGACGCAGGAGGGAGCCAGAAAAGGACAGACACGGAGACACUGUGACACAUUCCAGGAGGGUUUCAUUCUUUUAUUUAUUUAUGCAUCAGACAAAUCGGGAAAAUAUCUGCCCAAAGAUGAACACCAUCAUGUUUAACAAGCUCAGCAGUCAGGUCCUGUUUGAAGAGAAGGCGAACGAAGUAGAAAUGAGCAGCAGAAAUUACCUGGAAGUCAUCGACGGGCAACAUCCAGACCUCCUGUCCAGCCGACAGAGCAUCAGAGACACCCAGGCCAUCGGGCACCGACGCAGCGGGGGUCGUCCCAGCGGGGGCAAAGUGCGACACAAACGCCAGGCCUUGCAGGACAUGGCGAGGCCACUAAAGCAGUGGCUCUAUAAACAUCGGGACAACCCGUAUCCCACCAAGACGGAGAAAAUCCUGUUGGCCCUCGGCUCUCAAAUGACCCUGGUCCAGGUUUCUAACUGGUUUGCCAAUGCCAGGAGGCGGCUGAAGAACACAGUGAGGCAGCCUGACCUGAGCUGGGCGCUCAGGAUCAAACUGUACAACAAAUACGUUCAGGGCAACGCUGAGAGGUUGAGUGUGAGCAGUGACGACAGCUGCUCAGAAGAUGGGGACAAGCCUCAGAGGACGCAGAGCAGCCCAGAGGAGCUCAACAAGCCCAUGUACCAGAGCGUCAUCAAGAAGGAGGGCUCUGCCAUGGUGGGCAUGACCAUGGGCAUGGGGGUGGGGUUACGCUCUGCUGCAGAAGCCGCCUCAUUGGCUGAUGAAUACGUGUCACCGCCUAAGUACAAGAGCAGCUUAUUGCAUCGCUACCUGAAUGACUCCCUGCGCCACGUCAUGGUGGCCAACGGCGUCAUGGAUGCUCGCAAGAGGAACCACUCUGGCUCCUUCAGCUCCAACGAGUAUGACGAUGAGCUGCUCUCACCAUCGUCCUCUGAGGCUGAGGCCAACUUUGUUUAUCGGGCUGAAACCACAGAUCACGGAACAAGUAAAUGUGACAUUACCAGCGGCAGUGGCGUCGGCACUACGCAGAAAGAGAAGGUGAAGGGCAAAGACGAGACGUACUGGAGGGAGAUCAACGCUGCCAUGGCCUUGACCAACUUGGCGCAGGGGAAGGACGGUGUGUCUGGGACCACCAGCUGCAUCAUUCAGAAGUCCUCUCAUAUAGCAGAGAUCAAGACUGUCAAAGUGCCUCUGGUGCAGAAAUAUUAACACGUUAUCCUUUCCGCUCUUUCUAUGCAAAACGGCAAACAUUCCUGUUGGGUCCAAACAAACUGUCCCUCAAGAGGCGACUAGAGAGACGACUGUUGUGUUGUUGUGAGAGAAGGUUUUUUAUUAGUGUCUAAAGCUUACAAAUGAGGAUUCACCCACACUUUUCUUUGCUGGGUUUAUGUUUGACAGACAAAUGUUGAUGAUAAUUUCACUGCAGUAUUCGUUAAGA